Molecule: messenger RNA, 890 nt
Organism: Ceratina calcarata
Lineage: Eukaryota; Metazoa; Arthropoda; Insecta; Hymenoptera; Apidae
Exons: 2
Source: RefSeq, a predicted model, not a curated record
AUUCUUCGCUUGUCGUUCAGUAUUCACGAAUCAAGUCUGUGUCUGAUCAUUUAAUUAUUUUUACAAGCAGGUUUGUUAAUUAUGUACAAAAUGGUGCGUAAGGGCAACACCAGCCUGCAAUACACAAUCAUACCGCAAACGGACCAACUAUCCUCAUCUAGUUUUCCGCAAUCGCGGAAAUCCAGUUCUAGAGUCAUCAAGUACACCAUGGCCACUCUGUUGAUUCUGAUCAUGCUGUCGUGCAUCGCAUUAAUUAGUCAGAACGAUAAGAACAUAUUUAAAGUGUUAGACAUAGGACGAAAGAGUCAAAUCAGAAACGCGACUAGAAGUCAAAUUAAAGAGGCGAACGUUAAUAAAAGUAAAAAUGAAACAUCGAUCGUGAUAAAGACAAAGCAGGCUGUCGUGGAUGAAGUGAUCACCCCGCCAGGAAAUUUGAAAGGGGAUGAGGGAGAAAUAUCCGAGAGUAUUACCACUGAUUCAACAACCAGCACGCAGCAUUUACAGACCACCCCGGAAUUGUUAAAAACAACCCUAGAGACAUUCCGCACAACAGCUUCGCAGAAGUGGUCGAUACCUACCUCAACGAUGGAGACAUUGACAAACUCCACUAGCCGAACUAACGAACUUCCUUCGAGGGGAAGUGAUAAAACGACAAUGGUUACAUUGAAGUUAAUGGAAAAUGAAACGACACCGGAACAAUAUGAAGAAGCAGGGAUCAGUGAUUAUAAGAAUGGGAACUCAAGUGUGCUGGCUCCUGGAGUGAGUUUAGAAGAGUUGAUAUUUAAAACAUCUGAGGGGACGAUGAAACCGCGUUCCGAAAAGAGGUUCUUCAAGAACUUUCGAUGGCAGGUACCGCCAGUAUUUCUCUUCUUUUUAAAUUGUAAUAAAUU